Entamoeba invadens IP1 is the source of this 957-nucleotide messenger RNA. RefSeq names its product M protein, serotype 24 precursor, putative. Lineage: Eukaryota; Evosea; Mastigamoebida; Endamoebidae. The transcript has a single exon. The coding region runs from base 1 to 957 and encodes 318 amino acids. The record is from RefSeq and is a predicted model, not a curated record.
AUGGCAGAACAACAAGCAAACGUCGAACAAAUUGCUAAUUUGGAGACAGCAAAAGCAGCGUUAAAUGCAGAAAUUGCUCAGCUUCAACAAACCAAAGCUAAUAUAACGGGCGAGAUUGAUGGACUCAAUAAGACGAAAGAAGCAACAACCUCUGAAAUCAACACGUUGCAAACAAAUAAAUGUGCGAUUGAAGAGCAGAUAUCAAAUGCUAAAAAAGAACUUUUGGAAGUCGAAGAAGAAAUCAAAAAGAAAAAGACACCAGAUGAACGAGAGGCUAACAUUAUAGAACAAGAGAAUCAUUAUUUAGAGUUAAAUACAAUGUUCGAACAAUUAGUUAAACAGAACGAAGAGAAUAAAACUAUUUUUGAAGCCAAACAAACUGAACUUCAAAAAAGUUUGGAUGAGUCUAAAAUUCUAAAAGAACAUUUAGACUCUGAAAAUAAUAAAUUGGAUGUCACAAUGAAACAAACUGAAACGUUAAAAAAAGAGUAUGAAAUCAAAAUUCAAGACGCAAAAGACGCAAUUGCAAGUUAUGAAAAACAAAGAAAAAUAUAUGAAGAUCAGAACAAAUUGAUUAUUGCUGCACAGAAUGUCCUUCAAAUGCAGAUUAAAAGGGAAAAAGAAAAAUACACUGAAAACCAAAAAUUGAUCGAAAACAGUAAAAUCAUUUACCAAAAAUUCGAACAACAAAAUGAACAGCUAAAUAACUUACUUGAUAAAACAAAGGAAGAGAGAGAAUUAUUGAGUAAACAAAAAGAUGAAUUUGAAAAGAACAAUGAAGAAGUAUUCAAGAAAAGACUUGAUAAUGUUAAAAAGGAAGACGACCUCAAUCGAAGAGAAAAAACAAUCAAAUGUGCGGAACUUAAAAUCGAAAAGAUACCCGAUGUGGUCGAAGAGAUUAAAGUAGAGAAAGUAGAAAAGAAAGAAGAUGUUCCUCCUCCCCAACAACCACAAUAA